Thamnophis sirtalis is the source of this 2745-nucleotide messenger RNA. NCBI's taxonomy places the organism in Eukaryota, Metazoa, Chordata, Lepidosauria, Squamata, Natricidae. The record is from RefSeq and is a predicted model, not a curated record.
AAAUUUGGAGAAGGGAUUUAAUUUUACGCCUCGUUCGAAGAACGCAAAAUGUCAACUACCUUUCCAGGACUCGUCCACGAUGCGGAGAUACGUCACGAUGGAUCAAACAGUUACCGUUUGAUGCAGCUGGGAUGCUUGGAGUCUGUGGCCAACUCCACCGUCGCCUACUCUUCCUCGUCGCCGCUCACCUAUUCCGGCACCGGCACUGAGUUCGCCACCCCCUAUUUCUCUGCCAACCACCAAUACGCUCCCCUACACCACCAGUCCUUCCACUACGAGUUCCAACACAGCCACCCGGCGGUUAACCCCGACGCCUACUCCUUGAAUUCGCUCCACCACUCGCAGCAAUACUACCAGCAGAUCCACCAUGGAGAACCCGCCGACUUCAUCAAUUUGCACAACGCCCGGGCGCUCAAAUCCUCCUGCUUGGACGAGCAGAGGCGCGAACUUGGGUGUUUAGACGCUUACCGGCGGCACGACCUCUCUCUUAUGGGCCAUGGCACCCAAUAUGGGAUGCAUCCAGAUCAAAGGCUUCUGCCGGGACCAAGCCUUGGGCUGGCGGGCUCGGGAGCGGACGAUUUGCAGGGUUCGGUGGAGGCCCAGUGUGGGCUAGUAUUGAAUGGACAAGGUGGGGUGAUAAGGAGAGUUGCACUUGGCCAGGGACUUUGGCUAUACAUGUGAAACUGAAUUCCCAGCCAAGGCAGUUGGAGAACAUCUUGCCAGGCAACACAUGGAACAGAAGGAACAGACAGCAAGGAAAAAAAUGAUCCUAGCAACGAAGCAAAUAUGUAAAGAAUUCCAGGAUCUCCUAAGCCAAGACAGGUCACCUUUGGGUUCCUCAAGACCUACUCCAAUAUUAGAUCUGGAUAUUCAGAGACAUUUAACACAUUUCAGUUUGAUUACUCAUGGCUUUGGAACUCCUGCGAUUUGUGCUGCCCUAAGCACUUUCCAAACUGUUCUAAGUGAAAUGCUGAACUACUUGGAAAAACACACAGCACACAAAAAUGGUGGAGCAGCAGAAUCUGGCCAAGGACACAGCAACUCAGAGAAAGUCCCACUGAGGAAAACGUCAGAGGCAGCAGUGAAAGAGGGAAAAACAGAAAAGACAGACUAGAAACAUCAGACAGAAUCUAUUUCCAGAGAAUUUUGCUGCUGUUAUUUUUUUUUAAGAGAACAUAUAUCUAUCUAACUAUAUCUAUAUAUGCCUGUAUAUCUCCUUGAAGGUGAUCUCGCUCCUCUGGACCAAACUGAAGGGGAGGGGGGAGAAAAAAGUUGUAAAAAUCUAUCAACCGGAACAACUCUACGGACAUCAACCAUGUGAUGAGACUACCCAUUUUUAAGUGUUGCUCUUGAAACUGCUGUGUGUGUGUGUGUGUGUGUACGCAUGUGCGUGUACACACAUUCAUUCAAUCAUUCCAAACAUUACAUCAAUACACAUUUUCUUGGCAUUUCCAGACUCAAGAAUGCCAUUCAGGAUCACAAAAAUACAUGAUCAUGGGAUUCACUUGUGCUUGUGGGGAAAAUAGUAUUGCACCACCCAUCUGAUGGAUGAAACACGAAAGAACUCCUCUUUUCACUUCUAACACCAUAUGAAAGACCCCUGACUGAAAAAUGAAAAACUCAGAACUCUUAAGAGUAAACCAUCGCAUUGCCAGGACUGCUGAUUUGAGGCCUGGGAAUUCAUAAAUAAUCCUCAUCAAAGCUGUGUCAAAGUCCACCAAGGUCGAGUCCUUCUCAUUCAAGGAUCAGCCUCAGGAUGACAUCACAGAUUAGAAUGAAUGAGCCUGGACUUUAUCACCUUUUUAUCUCUGCUUAGUAGAAGUCAAAUCAUACAUUCAAUGAGUCUUUUUUUAAAUUUGCGUUUCCAUUUAUAGCCCAUUUUCAUCUCAGCAAGAAAUGAUAUACAGUCACGUAUUCCUCUGGUUCAAAAGAAGGGAGUGGAGAGGAUUAUUGUAUUAUUUUGAUAUAUUUUUUCAUAACAGCUCUGAUUCAACACCAGAUGUUCUCCAAGUGGCGGUAGAGAACAGGCCCAGGUUAUUCACCUUGUUCUAGUUCUCUGGGGCAUAUCUACAGGAAUGCCUGAAAGAAUAAGAGUAUAUGCUGAGUAAGUUGUAAGUAGGUAGGCUCUGGGCAUCGUUGAACAGGCAAGAUUCUCCUAGCACAGUUUGCCUAAAGAGUGUCCAUUGCUGCAGAUGUUGUCCUGCAAUAGACAAACUAAGGAUGUUCUAAAAAUAAACUAAGGUGACCAUCCUUAGAAGAGAUAUUCAUGUACGGGUUCCUGCCUCUCAUACUGUCAUGGGGAUAUGAGUAGUGAUAUGCUUACAAAAGCAGCGAAGAGUUAUUUUUAAUCCAGGAGGGGAGUAAAACUUCAAAAGUAAAAUCUGCCCAUUCAAGUCACCCAUGAAAUUUAUAUGAUAAUAAUAUAAAACUCGGUUGCCAUUGCCAUUUUUCAAGGUUUUUUAAUAUUAUAUUUGUCAGGAAAUUAAUGCCCAGCUUCCUGUUUGUGGCAGCUUAUAACUCUCUAAUUUAGUCUAGUCUAAAGACCUGGGGUUUCCUACCUAACCUAACCUACUCCCAUUAACUUUUUGAGAUCAGCUAAGAUUGGUUAGAUUUACUUAUCAGGACUGAGUCACAAAUUAGCAGUAUAGGCAAUCCUCAUUUAGCAGACACAAUUGGGAUCAGCAACUCAAUAAUUAAGCAAAGCAGUCACUAUGUGAAACUGCUACUGGGCUUAAGAUCUUACUU